This is a messenger RNA of Mizuhopecten yessoensis (Yesso scallop), 965 nucleotides long. RefSeq lists its product as uncharacterized. The record is from RefSeq and is a predicted model, not a curated record. Bases 43 to 741 code for a protein of 232 amino acids. NCBI's taxonomy places the organism in Eukaryota, Metazoa, Mollusca, Bivalvia, Pectinida, Pectinidae. The transcript is spliced from 5 exons.
UGCAUUUACACACAACAGACGUCGGCCAAUACAAGCAUCAACAUGAUUGUGAUUUUGGUGUUCUUGAUAGUUGCCUGUUCCUCGGCCGUUCCUACGUCAACGUCCCUCAAAGAAAGGUACUGUGAUGCCCCUUCAAGCCUGGCCUUAGUAUACAACCUGAACGAAAAAUCUGUCGUUUACAGCACACCCGAGGCGACCAGAUUUUUAAAGAUCUGGUCGAACGACAUUCUCAACAAAGAUGAUUUUCUUGUCUUACUGGGAGACAUGUGUCGAUCCCAAUCUCUGACGUUUGCGUGGCUUUUACAACAGGCAGAGAACGUUUGUCCUCAUCCUCAUCAAAUCAGAAGUCUUGUUGAGCCUAGCGGAGUCAUAUGUUACCAAAAUGGCGACGUGACCGAUCUCACUAAGAAAGCCCUCAAGUCCUUUGUGAGAGUAAACAAGUCAGCCGAAUGCGAGGCUUCCCUGACGAGGAUACAGAGUAAAUGCGAGCUGGACGCUUUGUUUAACGUGGUGGUCCCCUUGGUUCCCAAGGAAACGAUGGCCACACGUAUUGAAGCUCAGACAAGAAGAAACCUGGCCGCCAUUCGGUGUACCCUAUCCAAGUUGGGAAGUCUUGCACCGGCUUGUGGAAGUGUGAAAGACCUUCGGAUAUACCAGCUUGUGUCGGAGCUUAUACAGAAACAGCCAUUUAAGCUCCGAGGCGACGUGGAUUUUGAAACAUUUUCUGACGUCAUGACUUAAACAUAUCUUUCAACUUAGACUUCAACAUUGCUUUGUCUAAUCUUUGAAACAGGAUGAAAUCUGCAUUAAAAAUUAGUUGACUAAAUCUUUACUCCAUAAACAUAUAUUAUCCAUAAACAGAUUGAUCGCGUCAUCCUUAAACACUCAUUUUCCUCGCAUGAUAAGUUUUUUGUCGCGUGCAAUGAUAUUGAUGUUCCGCAAUCUAGUAAAAGUUGUUAAUAAAU